GAUCGCGAGUACACGUAAGAUCCUGUGAGAUCUUCCUUUUAGUUGCCCGAAGUUUAAACUGGAAGCCCCGCAUGCACAUUUAUAACAUGGAUUUCAUUAAGCAGGACCACUGCACAAAUGGGAUUAAAGAAGAGAAUCAGGACCACGACUACAAGAGCGCAGUAAAAGAGGAGAACCAGGACCAGGAUUUCAUCAAGCAGGGCCACUACAAGGGCGAAAUGAAGGACGAGAAUCACGAUCCAGAUUUCAUUCACCAGGUGCACUACGUAAGUGAAAUAAAGGAGGAGAACCAGGAGUGCGAUUUCGUCGAUUACGACCAGUACAACAGCGCAAUGAAGGAGGAGAACCAGGACCAGGAUUUCGUCCAACAGGACCACUACAAGAACGAGAUCAAGGACGAGAAUCACGACCCAGAUUUCAUUCACCAGUACCAUUACAAAAGUGAAAUAAAGAAGGAGAACCAGGACCAGGAUCUCAUGGACCAGGCCGAGGACAAGAGCGGAAUGGAUGAGGUGAACCAGGACCCGGACCACCGCAGCAACGAGCCCGCGCAAAGGAACAAAGCGGACUCGUCCUCCGGUCCUAGCGACCAACAGGUCAUACCAAAGAUGGGUGGGUGAAUGUCUUGUCUAGGGUGUGCAGUCCAAUCCUGCAGCCC
Monopterus albus (swamp eel) is the source of this 658-nucleotide messenger RNA. RefSeq lists its product as uncharacterized. The transcript is spliced from 2 exons. The coding region runs from base 72 to 620 and encodes 182 amino acids. NCBI's taxonomy places the organism in Eukaryota, Metazoa, Chordata, Actinopteri, Synbranchiformes, Synbranchidae. The record is from RefSeq and is a predicted model, not a curated record.